GGGAGAGAGAGAGAAAGAGACAGAGCGAGUGAGUGCAAGAGAAAAGUUAGCCGAGCUCAGAGCUCCGACAAAUCACUUUGUCACCAGCAAGCUCUGACAAGCACCGGGAGGGAGAGCGCACAGGGUGAAAGGGAGAGAGGCAGGGUGUUAAAUAGAGGUGCGAAUAGGGAGUUGUGUCAGAGGAGGCUCAAGAGGGAAGGUGUGAUACCGAUGGAUGGAUAGAGGGAAGACAGGACAGAGAAGAGACUGCAAUUCCCAAAACAGCGUGAGCUAAGAGGGACUGUUACUCCUGCUACUGCUGUCGUUACUGCUGCUGUGUCUGGAUGGACACUCACUUAAAGAGGUGUGUCAAACUUACAUUUUGUUAGAGGAGGACAGUGCUUGAUUGACAGAAGGAAGUUUUGCUGUGUUCUAAUAUUCUGAUAGCAUCAAUACUGGAGCUGUUUUCAUCUCAGGAUCGAUACACAGAGAGCAUUUAACUGUUGUGUUGUUGUGUUUGAGAAUGAAGACACGGUUACCGAGACAGCUGCUGUGUGUGUGAAGUAGGCAUGAGUCUGAGGUGUUGAUAGCAAUCUCGGGUGCAUUGCAGCUGUACACAGAUCACAUGCUGUCAUUGCUAAAAAGAGGUAGUCAGAGCAGAGAGCGAUACAAGUUUAUCAGAUGUUUCUCUGUAGGGGCAUUUCUUAAUGGAGUAGAAUAAGUCAGUGAAAGUGAGAUUUUCAGAUACCACAGUAUUCUUUCUUUCCCUACACCGUGGAUAUUUGAUUCGCUCUGGGUUUACUCAAAGCCCCAGAGAUUUUUAUCUGGGCUGUAAAGGAAGCAGGAGGUCAUCUGAUCAAACUUCAAAAACAGAGAAAUAGGAGGGCCAUUUUUCCACUUUAAGCACAGGACAUUUCAUUGCUACUUUCUCUUUCCUACAGACAUUUAGAGAGGGUCUAUUUGUCAUAAAAUACAUGUACAAUAGUCCUGAAUGAUCUGUGAAGAGGACUUGUGGAACAAAGAGGACAGGAAGCAGUGUCAGCUGAAAAGCCUUAGACUCAGUAAAUAAGUCGGGCUCUGCUAACACCACUCUUCAUUUUGUUGAGUGUUAUACCUCCCUUCACAUUUACUCAGCUGGUCUCUGGGGACAUGUAACAAGAGACUGCCUGGUGAGCAAGGCAGCACUGAGCUGACACGUGGAGGUGUAUACAGUAAACUUGCUUUGAGCAAGACAAGAUUCAGUUUUAUAUUGCAGUUGGAGGCUUAAGAUCACAUCAAUAACAAGUUGAUCUGUGAGUACAGAACCAUCUCUGAUGAGUAUUUGAGUUUUGGUAGAUUAUUUUGGCCUGAUGGGUGUUGUAGAGGUCUUCUGAUCCUUGGGGGCGCUGUCUGUGUGCAUGUUUGGCUGGUCUCUGUUAGCAUUUGACAGCUUCACUCUGGACUCACUUCAGCGUCUGAGACGUCAUUGUGUUACCUGUGUGGCUGAGUCAGAGGCUGGCUCAUCACUUGAUGUCUGUCUGCCUACUUGGAUUCUCUCCACCUGCUUCUAUGCAAAGAGGACACAAGUGUUAGGUGGUUUUCGCAGCAGCAACAGCGGUGGCACCAGUAGCGCUGAACUUUCAGGACUCUCCACACUGCUUAAAUUGUUCUGCCGUGUGUAAACACCUUACGUCACUCACACCUCUCCACGGAGUGAUUCACUGUUCCCUAAGCAUCCCCGGUCAGAGGCAGGCAGUGAAAGAAAAGGUGAGCGAGGAUUUACUAAGAACCGAAGAGCAUAAGUGGUCGCAAACAGUCAGGUUGGCACCAUGAAGCUGGCAUUCCUGAUGUUCAUGGUCGUGUGCACGGUGGGAAAAGUAAGUGGUAUGUCUACAUGUAAGACGCUGGACCUGGAGAUGGUGAAGAAAAAGCGCAUUGAAGCCAUUCGGAGCCAGAUCCUUAGUAAACUGCGUUUGCCAAAAGAGCCUGAACCAGAUCAGGCUGGAGACGAGGAGGAGAUCCCUACCACCCUGUUGUCCCUCUACAACAGCACCAAGGAGAUGCUGAAGGAGCAGCAGGCUGACGUCCAGACGGACAUCUCCACAGAACAGGAGGAGGAGGAGUACUUCGCUAAGGUGCUUCACAAGUUCAACAUGACCAGGAAAAAUAACACAGAUGACACCAAAAGCAUCUCGAUGUUCUUCAACAUCUCUGAGAUACGGGAAAGCGUGGGGGAUUACCGCCUGCUAACCAGUGCAGAGCUACGGAUGCUCAUCAAGCAAACCGCGAUACUCUCUGAGCAGCGGGUGGAGCUGUACCAGAUUCUCGGGACCUCGGCCCGCUACCUUGCUUCUCGCUUCAUCACUAACCACUGGAAAGACAAAUGGCUGUCCUUCGAUGUCACUGAGACUCUUCAGAACUGGCUCAAAGGGACCGAUGAUGAGCAGAGUUUCCAACUUCGGCUGUUCUGUGAAUGCAGCAAGACUAACAGCGAUACUGGCUUCACCUUUUCCAUCUCUGGCAUUGCGAGUGGUCGGGGAGACACGGGAAUGUUACAACUGAUGACGCAGCAACCACCGUACAUCCUGACCAUGUCCAUCCCUCAAAACAUCAGCAGCCACCUCACCUCACGCAAAAAACGCUCCACGGAUACAAAGGACACCUGUACAGCCCAGACAGAGACCUGCUGUGUGAGGAGCUUGUACAUCGAUUUCAGGAAAGAUCUGGGAUGGAAGUGGAUACAUAAGCCGACUGGCUAUCAUGCAAACUACUGCAUGGGGUCCUGCACCUACAUCUGGAACGCUGAAAACAAAUAUUCUCAGAUUUUGGCCUUGUAUAAGCAUCACAACCCAGGAGCCUCUGCUCAGCCCUGCUGUGUUCCCCAGGCACUGGAGCCACUGCCAAUCCUCUACUACGUGGGCAGGCAACACAAGGUGGAGCAGCUCUCCAAUAUGAUCGUGAAGUCCUGCAAGUGUAGCUAAAAAUACAACAUGGCAUACUGCUCUGCCUCCCCUCAGACAUAUACAGAGAUGGAAGAAGCCAUGUUUGAGACCACAGAAAGGAGCAUGUGACAGAGAUAAAGAGGACAAGAACAAUGUGGACAAAAUAUUUAAAGUCAUCCUUUUGCAGUCUAACUUUCCUCCUGCGAGGUCUGUCAUUAUCAUGUUGAAUGCACAUCAAACCAUGGACUUCUUCAUAUCGAUAUUACGGAUCAUAUUUUCUAUGUGUAUAUACUUUUUCCUUGCAGUAGUAAAAACAUCUGUCUUGAAAUGAAUUAAUUUAUUUGUUGGAGGGACAGAUCUGUAAAGAAGUGAUAUACAUGUAUAAAAGUGUGUCAGUUUGACAUGGAAAAUGAUUAAAUUGAUUUAUGAGAAUCAAAAAAGGCGGAUAAAGGAAGCCAAAGGACAUUAUGACCAAAAUGACUUCAAUGGAAGAAGACUUGUUUUCACAGGUGAUUGUCUUGGGCAUUUCUCUUCCUAAAGAAGUCAUAGUUAAAGGUGCUAAAUCCCAGGUAUGAAAAACAGUGGUUGUUGGGGUUUUCCUGGAAGAUAAUGCCACAGGUGUUUCUGGAGAGAGUCGCACCGUAAAGGACAGCAGACAACCACAGGGACAGUCCGACCUGGGGAAACUCCCUCUGACUGAGAGACUUGUCAGCCAACUGAGCAACGUUUCACAGGAACCGUCCAUCAGUUUUACUUGCUUUGUUUGUUUUUCAACCCACGUGAAUUAUACAAUGCUUUUCUUGUCACUAUGUUUGUGUUCAUAAUUGAAUGUCAGCUUGUCCUCAUGAAGCCCGCCAUGCUGUCAAAGCCAUGAGUAAUAUCAGUGGUUGUGAUGAGAGUGAUGACACCAUGUUUUUCUCCCUCUCAGGAUUUACAGCCAGUUUGCUGUCUUUAGAUGGUGAGGGUCAGGGGAUGUGGUUGUGGUGUUGGUUUUAGGGAAGCCAUUCAGACUCAAUACACACAUUUGCUGUUUUGUUUUUUUUAACCACCAUAGUAAAUUAGGGGCAAUUUGUUGCCUUUUAUUUCAGGGCAGGUUUUUACUUUCAUCUGAAGUGUGAUGCUUUUUGCACAACUCAAGAAUUAGUUCAGCUUCUAGAUUUGUUUUAGGAAUAAAACCAACAUUUUUUUGUUUACCAUAUUUUUAAAGUGCACUUAUAAUUCGAAAUUUGCAUUUGUAAAUAUAAAAAAAAUGAAAUAAACAAUUAUGUUAAAUUAUCACAUCAGAGUGGAAUAUUUUUGCGAGCAAAUAAAACCACAUG
Messenger RNA from Chelmon rostratus (copperband butterflyfish), 4219 nucleotides. It is a transcript of the gene tgfb1a, whose product is annotated as transforming growth factor, beta 1a. The record is from RefSeq and is a predicted model, not a curated record. Gene Ontology annotation, molecular function: type III transforming growth factor beta receptor binding; cytokine activity; type II transforming growth factor beta receptor binding. Bases 1788 to 2939 code for a protein of 383 amino acids. Lineage: Eukaryota; Metazoa; Chordata; Actinopteri; Chaetodontiformes; Chaetodontidae. The transcript is spliced from 6 exons. Gene Ontology annotation, biological process: BMP signaling pathway; SMAD protein signal transduction; regulation of cell population proliferation. Gene Ontology annotation, cellular component: extracellular region.